This is a messenger RNA of Guyanagaster necrorhizus, 1140 nucleotides long. RefSeq lists its product as uncharacterized. The record is from RefSeq and is a predicted model, not a curated record. Lineage: Eukaryota; Fungi; Basidiomycota; Agaricomycetes; Agaricales; Physalacriaceae. The coding region runs from base 1 to 1140 and encodes 379 amino acids. The transcript has a single exon. Gene Ontology annotation, biological process: regulation of transcription by RNA polymerase II. Gene Ontology annotation, molecular function: zinc ion binding; DNA-binding transcription factor activity, RNA polymerase II-specific.
AUGUUGAAAUAUGGCCAGUGUGACGAAAAUCAUCCAACAUGCGAGAACUGCACGAGGCGAGGGAUAGCGUGUGUAUGGAGCAAUACUGUCCCCAAACGCGAAUCACCAGUGCCGGCGGGGGGACGGUCUGCAUUGCUAGUCGGACAGUCAAGCUCAAGUUCAAACGAACUCUCCCUGUCGACAUGGACCGGCGCAAGUUCAUCCGACUCGUUAAUCCUUGAAUUGAUGCACCACUACUCUAUAUCCGCUUCCUACUCACUCUCCUCAGAUCCCGACGCGUCUCGAGUGUGGAGCAUCGUCGUUCCCAAAAUGGCCUUUGAUCCCUCGAACCAGUGUCUCCUUCACGCCAUUCUCGCCAUUUCCGCUCUUCACAUUCACCACACGGAUCCGACGGCCCCUCCCCGGUACGCUGCAGCCGCCCGCACAUUUUAUCACCAGGCGAAAAUCGACUUGGACGAUGAUUCCGCAGACAUCAACGCCGCCCUCGUUGCCCUGUCUCUCGUUGGACGCUAUGAAUUCGCCUCAUCCGCCAAAUUGUGCCCGCUGUCCUCCGGCGACUCGGAUUGGUACAUCACCACUUGCGCCGUGCGCCGUAACAUCGCAAAGCGCCGGACCGAGCUCCAAGACACUGUCUUUCAGUCGCUCUUGGGCGCCAUGGCGCCGGAUAAUCUACCCACGUCCUUGGAGGAACCGUUCCCGUCGUCGUUGUCGACGAUCCUGAGCACAGCUCCGGAUGUGGAGGAGCUGCGCGACGCGUCGGUGCACGUCGCCUAUGUCGAUUCGAUACACGUCCUGGAGAUCGCAUGGCGGGCUUCGCUCAAUCGAUGCAUGGGCACGUGGUGGUAUUGGAUGUCCCAUACGUUCUUUCGUUUAUUGGAAGAGGAGAGACCCCGUGCGCUUGUCAUAUUAGCGCACUACUGUGUUAUGAUGAAGCAUGUCACUCGGGAUGGCCCGUGGUGGAUGAAGAAGCAGUGGGACAGAGAGGCUGCGCGGAUCGUCACCAUGCUUGAUGAGCGGUGGGCUCCGUGGUUAGGAUGGCUCGAGAGUCAGUUGGAUGAAAAGCGAGAUGGUCACGUUUUCGAUUUUACAGGUGUGGAUAUUCUGACUUGGCUCAGCGCAGGGGACGGUGAUCAUGUCUAG